AUGACUGUAGGAACCGCUGAAAUCCCCGUGCUCGACAUCUCAUCCUUGAAGGAUGAUGACCCGCAGACGGCUGAGUCACUAGUGGCCGCUUUUGUGAGACACGGAUUCGUUUACAUCAGAAGUCUUGAGAAAGACAUCGCAACCGGCGAUAUCAACCAAGCGUUUGCCAUUUCUAAAGAGUUUUUUGAUUCGCCAGCCGCCGAAAAGGCAAAGACACCCUUGAAGGAUGCAAGUUACGCUCUAAUGACGGAAAUGGGAGAGCGAGCUAACACUUGGCAGAACAAGGGCUGGGGCGGCGUACAGAGCGAGACUUUGGACCCCAAGUUACAGGUGAGAGGUGACUUCAAAGAAGUCUUCAACCUGGGAGAGUUCGUCGAGGGCAAGGCACAGCAACCCUUGCCCAAGUCUCUGGCCAGCCAUGAGCAAGAGAUUGGCCAAUUUGGCCGACUAUGCCAUGCCUUGUGCGUAAAGCUCCUUCGGCUCCUGGCCAUUGGCCUCAAGAUCGACGACACAAAUGGUUCUGCAGACUGGUUCGCCGCAAGGCACGCCCCGGAGCCUGGAACUUCCUCGUGCACCUUGCGUCUGCUUUGGUAUCCGUCUGUGGCGGAGAACGAUGACUACGAGCCAGACGGCGCCCACACUGACUACGGGAGCAUCACUCUGCUUUUCCAACGCCCUGGCCAGCCUGGCCUCGAGGUUCUAACCCCCGACAAGAAAUGGGCACCUGUGCCAGUCUUUCCGCCGGGGACCGAGUCAGACGCAUCGCCGCCGAUCUUGGUCAACAUUGGUGAUCUUUUGUCCUACUGGACGAAUUCCCUUCUCAAAUCAACAGUUCACCGCGUCAUCUUCCCCAAGGAGUCAAGGCGCGGAGGCGAGGACAGAUAUUCCAUUGCAUAUUUCUGCCAUCCGUUCAGUGAUGCAAAACUUCUCCCAGUCCCAAGUCCGAUGAUACUCAAUCAAACGGAGGGACUCCAGGAGAGAGAUGCGUUGACUGCGAGAGAGCACCUUUUGCUGCGGCUUGCUGCUACUCGUGACUAG
Molecule: messenger RNA, 1038 nt
Organism: Ilyonectria robusta
Lineage: Eukaryota; Fungi; Ascomycota; Sordariomycetes; Hypocreales; Nectriaceae
Product: oxidoreductase
Exons: 4
Coding region: 1-1038 (345 amino acids)
Molecular function (GO): dioxygenase activity
Source: RefSeq, a predicted model, not a curated record